This is a messenger RNA of Arachis stenosperma, 798 nucleotides long. RefSeq lists its product as uncharacterized. The coding region runs from base 1 to 798 and encodes 265 amino acids. The record is from RefSeq and is a predicted model, not a curated record. Gene Ontology annotation, biological process: DNA transposition. The transcript is spliced from 3 exons. Gene Ontology annotation, molecular function: transposase activity; DNA binding. NCBI's taxonomy places the organism in Eukaryota, Viridiplantae, Streptophyta, Magnoliopsida, Fabales, Fabaceae.
AUGAAUCAAUACAAGUGGAAAGCGCGCACAGUGUAUGCAUCUCGGGAAGAGUUCAAGGACAUUGUGACUGUAUAUGCUGUACAGACCGCUAGGGCAAUCACAUUUAGGAAGUGUGAUCUGCAGAGGACACCCCAGGGAGGAAAAUUGCUCACUGCCAUUGGUUGGAAUCCGAAUGACCAAAUGCUGCCCAUUGCAUAUGCGGUUGUAGAGGCCGAGACCAAGGACUCAGGGACUUGGUUCCUAAAUCAUCUUGCAUCUGACAUUGGGGCUGAGAAGAUGGGAAGAUCCACAUUCAUAUCUGACCAGCAGAAAGGUUUGUUGCCAGCAUACGAGGAUGUUAUACCAGGAGUGGAUAAUCGAUUUUGUGUGAGACACUUAUACAGCAACUUCAGAAAAAGAUUUCCAGGAUUACAAUUGAAGCAACUCAUAUGGAAGUGUGCUAAGGCAACUUACUGGAAGGAUUGGGAGAGGUACAUGGCCGAACUGAAAGCUAUGAAUCAGGAAGCUUUUUGGUACCUAAAUGCUAUCCCUCCUAGGUAUUGGUCUAGAUCUAGGUUCACCUAUAAUUCUAAAGUAGAUACACUAGUUAACAAUAUGUCUGAGAGCUUUAAUGCUGCCAUAGUUGAUGCUAGAGAGAAGCCUAUAGUUACGAUGUUAGAGGAGAUCAGGGUUAAACUAAUGACUAGGUGGGCAGAGAAUAGGGAUCUUGUUCAGAACUAUUCAGGGACAAUAUUACCUAGGAUUAGAAUCAGGUUGGAGAGGAGGUCUAGAUCUGCUAGACAAUGGCGGCCAUAUUAG